CCGUUCGCUCCUUGCCCCCCUCAUUCUUUAAUUUCUUUUUUGCAGUGAUUCGAAACGUGGCAUGGAUGUCAGGCAGCGAUGGACAAGUUUGCAGUGGAUCUAGACAAAGUGCUUGACGAGCUUGAGCAAAGUGAAGGCUUGCUGUCAGAAAGGCUUCCCGAGACGCAACUUCAUGCCUUUGAAGUGCCUAGACCAGCGACCCAGGCAAUCCCCAAGUGUCGUGGAGACGUGCCGCGACAAAAUGGGGACCAUGCCAUGCCUCCUCCAGUCCUCCCUUCUGCCAACGCACAAGGAUUAACAGACUCCAAGAAGCCAAGCAGCGAUGACGCAACUAGCGGCAAGGCGUUCUUCUGGGACGGCAGUCCGACGACAGUGCUUGACUCAACCGCAACAUCAUUGUACUCGGAGAAAGGUGUCAGAAAUGCCCCUGUGCACAUGCCCUCAAGUGCUUCACCGUCCAUCCCUUCGGAAGCAACAGCUGGUCAUUUACGAGAAUGUGUUGACUCUUCUGGUGCAUGCAGCGUUGGUCAUAAUGUGUCUGUCCCAGUGCAAGUCAGUGGUCCCGAACGAACCUGUGGUUUAAGAGACUCAGUUGAGUUGCCCAGCUACUCUUCCGCACAGUUGCCGCCUUUAGUGGCUCCCAGUGGCAGCACUGUUUCAAGUGUUUGUGGAAGGGCUGUUUCCGCGGCUGAUGGUUGCAGAAGCAGUGAUGGUGGUGUUAUGUACAAUGGGCAAGUGAGUAGUUGUGGCGAUGAAGCGAGGCUGGGAACGAACGCUGCAACUGAACAGUUAGCGUUACGUGUGGAACCAAAAACAUUGCCUGCUGCAUCUGAAGCAAUCGAAAAUAGAGUUUCUGAUGAUGGUGCUUUCAGUGAUGGGCUUCCAAAGAAUUCAGUUCCUCAAGACAGCUUUCAGUACCCUGAUUUGCUCUCCUUGAGUCCCGUUGGGGAUGCCUCUGUGCACAAGAGUGCUGAACCGCUACAGUCACUCAUUAGCUUAUCUCCCGACGGUGCAAAGAUCCCAGAUGCAAAUGGCACAAAGUUGCUUCCACAUGAUGGUUUGACAAAAAACAAUGAAACAAACUAUGCUCCUUCAUUGCUUGACAGUGAACACUGUCCUCCAGACAUUGAUCUUAACAAGGCCUCCAGCAGUUCUAGAAAAGGAAGUGCUAACUUGGCAUCUAGCAGACUGCUAGAUUCACAAACAGUUUCUCUUUCUUUGGAGAGGCCUCAGCCUUUAUUAGCUGCAUCUGGAGACAAUGCUACCAAGCAGGAAACUGUUGACAGUCCUGCAUGUCCCGUACGACACACUUUGCAGCAAUCUUCUCCAGAAGCUAAGGACGAAACAGCCUCUGCAGUAGUGUCAGAAGGUCCUACUAGUGAUUUGUGUUUGCAGGACAACCACAAAACCGAUCCAGCUACUUCUGUGCAACCUUCAAAAGGAAAUGAUGUCCUUUUGGCUGAGCCAGCAGAAGGGCCAGGCUGUGAUACAUCUGAACUGCCUGUCGCCCAGUCUCCUGGCCCUGCCAACGUUGCUGCCUCUCAGGGGCAACAGGUUUGCGUGCAACCUUCAACACAAGACUCAAGUAAAGAUGCAGAUGCAUUGUCAACGUCUCCAUCCGAAGCAUCGUCUGCAUUACCUGCAACGCCACCUGCUUCCCCACCGAAAGUACGGACACCCGAUCCUGCCAUGCUCUCCUACUCCCCACCACGGUCGUCGUCUGCUCCUCCUGGUGCGUUGCCUGCGUCUCCAGUCAGAGCGUCAUCUGCCUCAUCAUCUCCAGUGUCAUCUGCUUCGACGGGCCCAUCCACGGACGUACCCGAUGACACUUCACACCCAGAGGAUGUCCCUGCGUAUUCAUUCGGGGACGAGGCUACUGUGAUAACUGAGGCCCGCUGCCUGGACGAAGAGCCCGUGGUUGGAUUUGACACUGCACCCGAUGUCACCGACGAAGAGCUUGACCGGCUGCUGCAAGAAGAAGAAGGCGAAGGCGAGCGAAAUUUUUUACCACCGCUGAGCGAGGAGGAGCAGAUGCUGGGCAAAGUGAAGCCCUUCUGGAUCCCCGACGAGGAGGCACCCGCGUGCAUGCUGUGUUUUGGGCGCUUCACUGUGCUCAAGCGCCGACACCACUGCCGUGCCUGCGGAAAGGUGCUGUGUUCCUCGUGUUGCAACCAGAAGGCACCACUGCCCUGCCUGGAGAACCGGGAAGGUCGUGUUUGCCUUCCCUGCCUCACCAUUUUACAGAGGGUGGCUGCAGUCGAGCGACUUGGUGGUCCAAGCCCAGCCAAUCCAGCGGCCUACUGCUCACGGGGUCCACCCCCACUGCACGGAGCAGCGCAGUCGCCACCCCUCACGGUCCUAGUUCCCGUGCUACGGCGGGGACCACGACCAGAUGGAGAGGCCCCCAAGCAGGUGAUGUUCUCAGAUGGAAUACGGCCUGGUGGGGACUUGUCGGAUGAAGUGAUGCCCUCUGCAAUGCCGGGCCCACCUCGGGAGCUCAGCUGCCCAGAUGGACCCGCGGAGAGCCUGCUUCAAGAGCGUCGGGUAGUCCUGUCAGACAUUGAAGGCUCCCUACCGCCAGUGGCACUCAGUGUUUCACAGCGAGAUCUGAAGCUCGAGAACGAGAAUGACCUGAUGAUUGUGCUCCAGGAUCCAAAUGUGGAGCCUGUCGCAUUUGCACUCACAAGGAACUUGCAUGUGCUGGUCAAGAUUGUCACAGUGGAGUGUGGCGCGAGGCGCCAGUGCUGGAACUUCUGCAGCCGCGGCCUCUGCAACCUGGGUCUGGACGAGGUGGUGCUCCUGCUGGAGCGGGAGCCGGGGGAGUCGCAGCUCCCGCGGGAUGCCCUGCGGCUGUUUGCAACCCUGCAGGGCAUCGGUGCCACGGGGGGCCACCGACCAGUAGGCGUAAUUGCCCCCGGUGUGACGAUGACGACGACGACGGCCGUGGGGGCAUUCCAGUGCCUGCCCUUUCCCGAGGGGGUGCUUGGCAGCAACGACCACGGUGGAUUCCUUCUGCUGCCCCACAUGGGACAGUGCUUGGACGGACUUGUUCUUCCCCGUCCUCCGUGGCUGUGUGCUGUCCUGCUCCAACGGAUGGAACUGCCCUGGGCUCGACUGCUGCCUCUUCGGCUUCUGCUGAGGCUUGGAGCCGAAUUUGAAGUGUACCCGUACCCAAUGGUCAGCGUUCGUGGACGUCGCUCUGUCUAUGCUGAAGUUGGCCACACUAUUAUGACUGUUCUAUUGGAUUUCCGCAACUUCCAGUACCAGCUGGCCAGUCUGCCAGGGCUUCUGGUGCACUUGGAGGGGCGGCAGACGACAGUGCGGGUGCCCCGGAACCGCUAUGAUGCCCUCGUGCGAGUCCUGGAUGGCAACGAGCAUGUGCUUGCCCUGGCAGGGAACAUGAGCCCCGAGGCAGAUGCUCACCUUGUCUGCGUGCAGUCUCCUGAAGCAGGCACCUACCACUCUCAGGCACUCCAGGCACGUCCCGGAAACCCUGUAGAGUGCACAGGGGCGUCAUUUGUGGUCUUCAGUGGUGCCCUCAAGGGUCCAGGGGAAGCCAAGCACAGCGUUGUCGAAGACGGUGUGCUGGUGCAGCUUUCGCCAGCCAGCAUGGGAAGUCUGCGGACAGCGCUGCGUGCCAUGCGUGACUGGCAUGUUCCGGCGGUUCCUGCGUCGCCUGGCGAAGACGCUGGCCACAUUGCCGUCAUCUGGACAGAGGAUGACCGGCCAAAGAAUACAGGGGUGCGAAGCCCAAUAGACGGCCGCAGUCUGGAGGGCAUUACUGGUGUGCGCUUGCGUGCCUUCUCGGACUUCUGCGCUCGGGGCCUGUGCCUUCGGUGGACCGAGUUCUUUCUCCUUUCCUGCGACGGAGGACCAACAUGGGGCGGGUGUGAGGACCCCCAGCGGGCUGCUGAGGGGCUGGCUCGCGCUUUCUGCGAGGCGCUGCUGCCACACCUGACCUUGCUGCAGCCCCUGUCUCCACUCGGCCUCCGUGCCCAGUUGGGCCCAGACCAAGUCGGCUAUGAAGCCGGCGCACAGGGCCAACCGCUGCCAGUUGUCUGUCAGGAGCCACUGGACUGUGCAUUGGUGCCCUUGCUUACCGGGCCGCAGGAACCCAUGCACAUUGAGAUGCUCUUCCACGUCAUCUACCAGUGAAAGGAUUCAGAAUGUCAGCAGCAGCCCAGUCUCACAAGACAUGUGCGCAAGCUACUGUCUAUUCAACUCCGCUAGCAAGCCCAUCCAAUGGGCACUACUACAUCAACAGCACCUGUGAACGACUGACUUUGCAAGCAGCUUUGUGAGCUGUUUUAAGUGGCGACCCACAAUGAUGAGCGUUACAUGGCUUCCAAUCUGUCACCUGCCCCAUGUUUUCCCCUCGUCGAACCCGAAAUAUUGUGAAGAGCCAACUGCCCAGAGAAAAGCUCUCCGAGAAGUCCUGUGAAACAGCUUCACAUUUACUCCUCGAGCGGGAUCAAAACAGCUACAUCUAUGAUACUUUUUCACAGCUCGCUAUUGUGCGAGAGGUUUUGCAUGCUAGUUUUCGUAAGCCUAGCCGUUCCUGUGAACUUUGUGAGGGUCUGGAGAGCUUGUCACCAACGCCACUUUCUUCUUUUACCAAGAGUGCAAUUUUGCUGAUUUUAUCCCGCAGGUCGAUUGCUACAAAGUUCUUAUUUUCAGAACGAAAGAGAAUGAGGAUCUGCCGCUGCAAAGGUAGCAUUGUAGUCCUCCUAGCACAGUCCUAAUGCACGUGAUGGGGACACUUAUCACCUAAGCUUUUCUGAAACAGACAAGCCGACACAAGCCUCCUAUAUUCUCGGCUUUGAGCGUUGCGGGCACACUCAGUACUGUUCCUCAUGGAGCUCGGCACCUGCAUCAAUACCAGCUAGACCAUGACCACUCUGUUCAAGCUUGCAAAGAGAGCACAUCAUUCUGGGACCUGUGCUUUUGCCAGCCGCAUCCAUAAUGAGAGUGUCAGUAUGCUUAUUUUAUGUAUGUGGAAGUUCUUAUGUGAAGAACGUAUUGCUAAUUGUAUUUCACUGGGUUUGCCAAGUGGAGAAGAUAAUUAUAUUACUUGUAUGCGAUAAUGCGCUUUUUACCAUCAUGGGUAGUUUAAUCUUUGGUUUCAAGACGUUUUAAUUAAACUAUGAGAAAAUGCUGCGGUAGAUGGCUUAGUAGUGGACAGUCUGUUAUGCCCUCUCCUGCCACGGCAAUUUGACCGCAUGUGCGUGCACAUAUGCCAACUUCACUAGUUCUACUCUCACUUAUGGUUUGGCGCAUUCUUACGGCGCUGAUGAUGCAGAUGUUAAUUCAAACAUGUGCAGCUAUGCCUUGUAGUUGCUUGAGUAAUGGUUUCACACCUAAUAAGUGCAACAAAGGCCAGGGAUCAGGCUCUUGUAUGGUCUACAAAUAUGCAGGUUAUCACGUACUGUGGCUCAGUAGUUGGGUUAUAUGUAAUAACGUCAGAAGAAAACCGGGGUUCUGCAUUUGUUUGCGGAGUCUGAACACAUUGAUUACACAGCAUAGUCAUGUGCACUUACAAAGGCUUUCCACAGUUGCUCAAUCAUAUAUUGCCGCCAAGAACGGACAGCCACAAGACUAGCACAAUGACAUGCUGGUGACAGCUGUGCUGCUGUCAUCAGCAUUGUGCUCUGCUAACCUGAGUGGCCGUGCUUAAAUAAAAAGUUUUGCAUUUACUUGUAGACAGAAUUAUUGACCGUUGUUCUGGGUUGCAUUUGGUUUUCAGUGGGUUUCUUUAUACAAUUUGAUUAUACAUUUCAGACCACUUGUAAAGUAACCGUGUAUAGUGGAUCACAGUCUUUCUAACUACUGGUUUCUCAGCCACAAAACUAAAAGCAUACACUAUACACCUAUAAUGCAGUCACAUGAUGCAGAAUGUCAGCUAUAGAAGCUGAAAGACUUUGUAGACAAGUUAGGCAGCGGGAGCUUUCGUGGCAAGAGUGCUCGAAAUUGCCGAACAUCCUGUUUGGAUGUUAUGAUGGUGUGGUAUUCCUGGCCACUCGGGAUGUGCAUUCCACGUGUGUACAGGCACUGAGCAUGUGUGUUUUUGUUACAGUGCACAUUUUCGCGAUUCUGGUGACAUGUUGUAAGCUGGUUUGCACUGUAUAGAACCCAAACUUUGCUUCGUAUGAGACGGGGCUGUACAGCAUCGUCGUUUGCUGACACCGAGACAGGGCAGGAAAAAUGGAAAGGAAUGUGGAACCCAACUGUCCCUUAUGAACUGCAUUGAACAGCUGCCUUAUUUGAGCAACUGCCUUAUUUUAUUCAUUCUUUAAGUUCUUGUACAAGAAGCUAACUCUCUCCCACUUAAGUAGCCUCAAUGUCGGCAUGAUUUCACGUGCCUGCGUGUGCAUUUGCAUGCAAAACAGAAGGUAGGCAUUUACAAGAUGUGCAUCACUUUUAACCUUCUCUUUGGAAAUACAUGGUGCCUAAAUUGCACCAGGCAGUUCCUCGCACGAUGCAAACAGAUAGCACGUCGAAUCAGAAUUGUGGAAAACAAGCGUGGGAACAGCUGUGGUGCAGGCGUGCUUAUGGCAGCUGAUAUCGGAAAGCAGUCUACAGGCAUUCUGCUUUUAUAUAGCACCUCCCCACAGCCUAAAGGGACACUAAAGGGAAACACUAUAUCAGUUUAGAAUGAUAAGUAUUCUUUCAAAGCCUUAUUUUUCAUUAAUUUUGCUUUAAGAGGUCGAUUAGUGAAGGAGAAAAUGAAGGCAAAACUUUCAUUUCAUCAAUCUUUGCGCCAAAAGCCCAGCACCAGUACUUGGAGUGUGGCGUUAAGGAUUUCAGAGCAUUUUCUUGCGUUUGAGUUGUUGCAGCAUAGUAAAGGUUCUAAAAAUUGGAUUAGUAAGUAAGCUGUUGGGCUAGUUGGUUUGACAUUUCAAAGGGGAGCGCAGAAGUGUUGUGGAAAAAGGAGACCAGGACAGGAAAGAUGCUGAAAACUGCCAAGUUUAAUCUUUGACUCCAAAGAAUACAGUGUAGUGUAUCUUUACGGGAAAAAACAAAAGUUAGUCACUUCCAAGCAGGUGCCGUCAAAAUGUGAUGUCACAGUGAGCUGGUGCAGAAACUUGAUGGUGGCGUCACCAAUCUUUCCUGUUAGUGUCUUUUCUAGCUUAUGAGGCAUCCUGUCACGAUAAGAGUGGAUUUUUUAGUAUUGUGAUAAAUGAUGUAUUAUACAACUCAACCCGGUUUGAUCUUUGAUGACCCUACUGCAGCAAAACAUUGAGUUUCUGCACGGCUUCCAAGAUCAAGGUGCAUUGUUUCCUCUGUGGCAUGCAACAUGAUCUCGGAGGCUGCAAUUUUGGCUUACUGAGGUGGUCGCUGCUUGUUAUCAGAGAGGAAGUGGGUUCAUGACGUAAAAUGCACUGCAAAAGCAUAAUUCGCUGUGUUGUAUAAAAUUUUAGUUGUUUUUGGACAUGAAUGAACUUAGAAACGGCUAUUGGCAUUUGCACACCAGACCAACAAUGUGCACGAGCAUGUGCCAGAUAUGCCUGAGAAGCCAUGCAUUCACAUGUAGGGAACGCCAUGUGUGAAUGCUGCUUUUACUACUGCGCAUGCAGUUGAAGCUCCGAUAGAAACUAGCACUUAACGCAUUACAAUGUUUGUGCUAAGAAUGGUUGAUUUAAUUUUAUCUCAUUAAUAUCAAGAAGUCCGUUCGGUGACGUAUUUACUCACAGGUCAGAAUUUCCUUUUUUUUUUUUUCAAAACUACUUGUGCCCAUUUGCAUUACUGCUUUCAUAGCUGUGAUAUACACCAGCUCCCUCCAGCUUAUUUCAAUGUGCAAUUUAAGGUAGAGAGUGACCAUGUCCAAUUGCACAUAAGUCAGCUCUGUAAGUCACAAUCCCAAUCUCCACAGUCUUCAAUAAAUAAAGAUCGAUUUGCAUGCUGCACAUUAUUUGAAUACAGGAACGAGUAGACUAACAUUGGCCUUGCUGAACUUCGCAUCAGGGCUGAGUCGCUAACUCGUACAUGUGCAAUGAGGCACUUUGCACUGCGCUUUUAACUUUGUGGUUGGGCGGGGGGCAGGAACUUGUGCACGACUGGUUAUCGUGCAUUUGACUGAGCGUAACCUCAUUGCCAUACACCGGUAAUACACAGUUAACACAGACCGGCGAUGCCACGCUCUGAGAGCUGCAGUUUUUGCGUCACUGACUUGCAAUGGUUGCUGCUGGCGUAGCAGUGUUAAUGGAGCUCUUCACUUAUUACUAUACUUGGAUUUGUAACCCGUGACCAUUCGUGCUAUUCCAGACCAGCUUACAAGCUUAAAAAGGAGUACUGGCGUAAAGUUUUUGAGUUGUCAUUCUUUUUGUUUAAUAUAGACCCAGUGUUUUAAACCUUAGAAAAAAUGCUAGCAAGCAUCUGAGUGCACCAAGCACAUAAUUUGCUAUAAUGCAUGUUAUUUUACGAUCCAGUUUCGAUUUCGUUCCCCGGAGGAUGAUGCGUCAUGACGUUGCAAUACAUUUGCUUGCUCCAUGCCAUAUGCGAGCCCAGCAAGAAAAAACAUGCGUUUGUUUACUUUAUCACUAGCAAUGUCAUCAUAUAUCUAGCCCUUUUGCUACAUGAUGUUGGUAGACCAUGUCCUGUGUCAUGACAUCACGAUAAAAUCAAGGACACCAGGUCUGGUAUUUCAAGGCUAAGUUUAGUAUUAAGAUAUGUUAUAGGUGUUUCCCAACCUUAAAACUUUCUAAGCAUUGUUGUUUUACAUGCCAGAAGUGUGAGGAAAAAUUUCUGUAACCUCGAAAAUAUGUGUUUGCACUCCCUUAUUGUAACAUCUGUGUUGACUAAAAGGUCGAGGAACUACCUUUAGGAUUGUGUGGCCUGCUAAUGGGUCUUCCUUCAAAAGUCUCUCUACCCUUUGACAUAAUUCAGCUGAUGUGUGUUUGUGUGCCUGAGUAGCAUGCAAGGCUGUUCCACAGAUGUGAAUUGUUGCCAGAAAGCCGUUGAACAACCUCGAUGUUAAGGUUGCUGUACAAAUUCAGCUUACUCUAGACAUGUUUGUUUGUCAUGAAAGUGAUUAUGUACGAGCUGCUUGUGCAGUAUCUAUGACAUUUGCAUGCUGUGUAAUUUACUACUUUAACUCCGAUGCAGGGUCAAAUGGAGCCCAAUCAAUUUGCACGUGUUCUACUUGGAGCUUACAUACUAUUUUCGGCAUCUUAAACAGAAUGGGCGUACGAGAGGUGUGUGCAAUAUCGUUUGCGAGUGUUCUUGCUGUGAUGGACAGAAUAACAUUGUACAACAUGCUUCUUUAACUGUUUAUAACUUCUUUUGCAAGGGUACGUGUUCUCUUUUUAUUAAAGAAAAAUUUCUAAUGGCCAGCUGAAUUUAUUAGUUGCAAAGCUGCAUGUAGAUAAGAAUGCAUGCUCAAUCAAGUGUGAAAGGUUGUGGUAUGUCCAGUUACUUGUGCGACUGUUCUAGGUUUAAUAAUAAAAAAUAUAGGUGAUGCAAAAGAAUCGCUGUCCAUGCUUCUGUUUGAACUGGCGGCUAGUUAGUGUUACAGUUACCAACAUUUUUAUCUUCUCAGUUGUGUGCCUUGGUUACUUUUUGGAAAGUGUAAAUGGUCGGUGCAUCAUUGAGGAGGAUGCCUUGUUUAGCACUUUGCGUAAGUCAUCACAAUGUCUAUAUGACCACGCAUUGCUGUUUGACCAGCUGCCUUUGAUAGGCAUGGGCACUUGGCGUUUGGCCCAUAGACUUGACCAUUUCUGCCAGCAUGUCACUUGCACGAGUCAUGUCAACAUGGACAUAUUGGUAGCUGUGCCAUGAUCGCCUCUUAUGAGAGAAAUCUGCAACAUAUUCAGUGCAAUUCAAGAUGGUGUCACGUGGUUUCAGGACCGCAAUAAAUGAGUUGCUUUUACUGUUA
Dermacentor silvarum is the source of this 9871-nucleotide messenger RNA. RefSeq names its product zinc finger FYVE domain-containing protein 9 (gene Sara). The transcript is spliced from 14 exons. Gene Ontology annotation, biological process: endosomal transport. Gene Ontology annotation, cellular component: early endosome membrane. Bases 79 to 4155 code for a protein of 1358 amino acids. Gene Ontology annotation, molecular function: metal ion binding. NCBI's taxonomy places the organism in Eukaryota, Metazoa, Arthropoda, Arachnida, Ixodida, Ixodidae. The record is from RefSeq and is a predicted model, not a curated record.